CAGAAAUAUGAACGACCACGUGUCAUGGUGUUCGCCUAGUUCUACAGAAAGCAACCAAAGAUUAUUGUCAUUGUGAACAUGGAAAGGUCUCUGGCCAGAAUUCACGAUUACCAAUCAAUCAUUCAUGAAUUCUGAAAUAUCACUACACAUACCCUUACACUUCCACUCCAUUUAAACAGGAAGUGAAGAAAAUUUGAGUGUAAUUGAAAAUGGGUGGAGGAGAAGAAGCGAAGAAACUCAAGGAAGACAUGGAAGUUAAAGAUACACAUGGAAUUGUGGAAGUUAAUCCAAAACCCAGCAAAGGUUUCACUUCUAAAGCAAUCGAUUUGUUGGAAAAACUGAUUGUGAAACUGAUGUAUGAUUCUUCACAACCUCUUCAUUAUCUUUCUGGGAAUUUUGCUCCUGUUAAAGAUGAAACUCCUCCUUGCAAGGAAUUACCUGUUCAGGGCCAUCUUCCUGAAUGCUUGAAUGGAGAGUUUGUCAGGGUUGGACCCAAUCCAAAGUUUGCUCCUGUGGCUGGUUAUCACUGGUUUGAUGGUGAUGGCAUGAUUCAUGGAAUGCGUAUUAAAGAUGGUAAAGCAACAUACGUCGCUCGUUAUGUUAAAACAUCAAGGCUGAAACAAGAGGAGUUCUUUAAAGGCCCUAAGUUUAUGAAGAUUGGAGAUCUGAAGGGGCUGUUUGGAUUACUUACAGUCAACUUGCAAUUGCUCAGGGCUAAACUGAAAGUAGUUGAUAUGUCGUAUGGAAAUGGGACAGCUAAUACUGCUCUUAUAUAUCAUCAUGGGAAGCUUCUAGCACUUUCAGAGGCAGAUAAACCAUAUGUUCUUCGUGUUUUGGAAGAUGGGGAUCUGCAAACCCUUGGAUUGCUUGAUUAUGAUAAAAGAUUGAACCACUCCUUUACCGCUCAUCCUAAGGUUGAUCCAUUCACAGGGGAGAUGUUUACUUUUGGCUAUUCUCACAGCCCACCAUACAUCACAUACAGAGUAAUUUCAAAGGAUGGAUUUAUGCAUGACCCUGUGCCAAUUACAAUCCCAGCACCUAUCAUGAUGCAUGAUUUUGCCAUCACUGAGAAUUAUGCUAUUAUCAUGGAUCUUCCUUUAUACUUUAAACCUAAGGAAAUGGUGAAGGAAAAGAAACUGAUAUUCACUUUUGACUCCUCAAAAAAGUCUCGCUUUGGUGUAUUACCACGAUAUGCAAAGAAUGAGAGUACAAUUAAAUGGUUUGAGCUGCCAAAUUGUUUCAUAUUCCAUAAUGCCAAUGCAUGGGAAGAAGGAGAUGAGGUUGUAUUAAUAACUUGUCGCAUUGAGAAUCCAGAUUUGGAUAUGGUCAAUGGAUCUGCUGAAGAUAGAGUUGAAAAUUUUUCAAAUGAAUUGUACGAGAUGAGAUUCAACAUGAAAAAUGGUCUUGCUUCUCAAAGAAAACUAUCAGCACCUGCUGUGGAUUUCCCUAGAGUCAAUGAAAACUACACGGGCAGGAGACAGAGAUAUGUCUAUGGCACAAUUUUGGACAGCAUUGCAAAAGUACAAGGAAUAGUCAAAUUUGACUUGCAUGCCGAACCAGAUUCCAGCAAAACUAAGCUGGAAGUAGGAGGAACAGUGCAAGGUAUCUUUGAGCUUGGUCCAGGAAGAUUUGGAUCAGAGGCUAUCUUUGUUCCUCGUGAACAAGGUACUACCAGUGAAGAGGAUGAUGGAUAUCUGAUCUUCUUUGUGCACGAUGAAAACACAGGGAAAUCAUUCGUGAACGUAAUUGAUGCAAAAACAAUGUCUGCUGAUCCAGUUGCAGUUGUGAAACUACCUAACAGAGUUCCCUACGGGUUUCAUGCUUUCUUUGUAACAGAGGAACAACUAAAACAACAGAUUGCAUUUUAAGUCAAGAUAGAAGUGGAUAAAUCAACUCCAACAAUGGAAGUCGCUGUAAAAUUAUUGCACCAGACAAUACAAGUUGUGUUGUACUACUCUCACUAAUUCUUCCCAUAAUUUAUACAACUCUUAAACUA
Molecule: messenger RNA, 1996 nt
Organism: Amaranthus tricolor (Joseph's coat)
Lineage: Eukaryota; Viridiplantae; Streptophyta; Magnoliopsida; Caryophyllales; Amaranthaceae
Product: carotenoid 9,10(9',10')-cleavage dioxygenase
Exons: 14
Coding region: 210-1868 (552 amino acids)
Biological process (GO): carotene catabolic process
Cellular component (GO): chloroplast stroma
Molecular function (GO): carotenoid dioxygenase activity
Source: RefSeq, a predicted model, not a curated record